Molecule: messenger RNA, 2874 nt
Organism: Saccostrea echinata
Lineage: Eukaryota; Metazoa; Mollusca; Bivalvia; Ostreida; Ostreidae
Product: CTP synthase 1-like
Exons: 16
Coding region: 85-1905 (606 amino acids)
Biological process (GO): CTP biosynthetic process; pyrimidine nucleobase biosynthetic process
Cellular component (GO): cytoophidium; cytoplasm
Molecular function (GO): identical protein binding; CTP synthase activity
Source: RefSeq, a predicted model, not a curated record
UAUUGGAAACAAUUUUUGGCGGCUGUUGAAGGUUAAAGACUUUUAUCUAAAACCCUGGCUUCCAUCGUGAAAAGCAUUACAGCCAUGAAGUAUGUGUUAGUGUCAGGUGGAGUGAUCAGUGGUAUUGGUAAGGGGGUCAUAGCCAGCAGUCUAGGUAUGAUCCUCAAGUCCUGUGGUAUCAGGGUAACGUCUAUCAAGAUUGACCCCUACAUCAACAUAGAUGCUGGCACAUUCUCUCCUUAUGAGCAUGGUGAAGUUUUUGUUCUGGAUGAUGGUGGAGAGGUUGACCUUGACCUUGGUAACUAUGAGAGAUUUCUUGAUAUUACUCUCCAUCGUGACAACAACAUCACUACAGGCAAAAUAUACCAGCAUGUUAUCAAUAGAGAAAGGAGGGGAGAUUACCUAGGAAAAACUGUGCAAGUUGUCCCUCACAUUACUGAUGCAGUCCAGGAGUGGGUAGAACGAGUUGCUAAAAUACCAGUAGAUGGGGAUAAUAAGAUACCAGAAGUCUGUAUCGUAGAGUUGGGAGGUACUAUAGGGGAUAUCGAGGGUAUGCCAUUCAUUGAAGCAUUCCGUCAGUUCUUCCAUUUCCGUGUCAAGCGAGAAGAUUAUUGCUGUGUUCACGUCAGUCUUGUCCCCCAGCCAGGAAGUACGGGAGAGCAGAAAACCAAACCAACACAGCAGAGUGUGAGAGAACUGCGAGGCUUAGGUCUCUCCCCAGACUUAAUUGUGUGUCGAUGCCAGAGUCCAGUGGCUGAAAGUGUUAAAUCUAAAAUUUCCCUGUUCUGUCAUGUGGAACCUCAACAGGUAUUUUCGAUACAUGACGUCUCUUCUAUAUAUCGAGUCCCCCUACUGCUUACAGAACAGGGUGUAUCAGAGUACCUCAUGAAGAGGCUCCACCUCAAGUACCCCUCCCCACACAAUAACCGCUGGAUGUUACGGUGGAAAGACCUUGCCAAAAGACAUGAUCAGCUGUUGAGAGAGGUGACCAUUGCUCUAGUUGGUAAAUAUACUCAGCUAGAAGACGCCUAUGCUUCUGUCAUCAAGGCUUUACAACACAGUGCCCUGUGUGUCAGCCACAGACUAAACCUCAAGUAUAUAGAAGCUGCAGAUCUUGAGUUGGAUAUGCUGAAACAAAAUCCUUCCAAAUACCACGAAGCCUGGCACCAACUAGUGUCCGCUGAUGGUAUACUUGUGCCAGGUGGAUUUGGAAUCAGGGGAACUGAGGGGAAAAUAUUGGCAGCCAACUGGGCAAGAACAAAAAAUAUACCAUUCUUAGGAGUGUGUCUCGGGCUGCAGUGUGCUGUGAUAGAGUUUGCUCGUAAUGCACUUGGCUGGGAGGGGGCUCAUUCCACAGAAUUGGAUCCAGCCACUAAAUUCCCUGUGGUGAUUGACAUGCCAGAACACAAUACCGGACAAAUGGGCGGGACCAUGAGGCUAGGAAAACGCAAGACUCUGUUCAAUGCUAAGACCUGUAUAACAAAAAAGUUGUAUGGAAAUAAAGAAUAUGUUGAAGAGAGACACAGACACAGAUAUGAGGUGAAUCCGAAGUACAUACAGACAUUUGAGGAUGCUGGAAUGAAGUUUGUUGGUCGCAGUGUUGAUGGAGAGAGAAUGGAAAUUAUGGAAUUAGAUGGUCACCAGUACUUUGUGGGUGUCCAGUACCACCCUGAAUAUAUCUCCCGCCCAAUGAAACCCUCGCCCCCUUAUCUUGGUCUCUUGCUAGCAUCCACAGGGAAAAUGCAGGCCUACAGAACCCGAGGGUACAGACUCUCCCCACAUUUAUCUUAUAGCGAGGGAAAUGACUCAGAAGAUGAAGAAAUAUCAGAGAUUGUCAGAAACCUCAGCACAGAUGAUGGAUUCGAAGUCUCAGCUACCCAGACAAGCACCAGUGAUCAAUCCUAAUCGUGUGUGUCAAUAUUCAUAUCCUGAACGAUCGUGUCCAAAUAAUUAUUUACAUUCCCUUCACUGGCAUUAAAUGUGCUUAUUAGUCUUCUUUUCUCCUGCUAUGAUUCAGCUCUAGCUUACUGUGCUUAGUACUGGUAUGAACUGCCAUGAUGUAGUACCUGAAAAUAACUUGCAUUUAUUUAUACUGAGCAGCUUUUUGUUAUAUAUGUAAAGCACUUUACAGCAUGUCUGGACUACUCGCUUCAUUCAAGGAGAAAAAAGAAUCUAAAUACUAGCAGGAUGCAGCUGUUAUGUGGAAACUCAAAAGCACUCUGUUCUGUGCAUAUUUAUAAUUUCACCUCACUGACAUGAAAAAAUCAGCUUGGAAAUAAUAUCAGAGGACUGAAAAUACAUAAAAAUGUUUUAAGUGGACAAGGCAACCUGAGCUGUCCCCGAUUAUUUUCUAUAUGCAUGUUUUAUUGUUGUGUUGAUUGUUGCAAACUGCCUUUGUUUUCGUUUUUUUUUUAAUUAGGUGUAGCAUGUUUAAGAAAGUCAAUCUCCUAAAACACCACUGAAGUACCAUUGUCAUACACAUGUAUACUGACAUAUCAUAUCAUCAACCGUAGCUGUAUUUAUCCACAGGAAUAAUACAGGAAAGUUGUAGGUUUACAGAUAAAAUAUAAAUUUAUAAAUAAAUAUAAAUCUAAAAUUACUCUAGAGCACUGUACAAUAAAAUAUAGAUUUGAUAAACAUAAUUUUAGAACAAUGAAUAAAUUAAUUAAAUUAACAUACAGAAAUGUAAGAAAUUAUAACAUGUUUUAAAAUCACAAAAUGACACUAGAAUUACAUACAUGCAAUACAGGUACAGUAUAAACCUUGUACAUUGGCUUUAUUUUGCAAGUAAUUUGUGGUACAUUGAUUUAUUUAUACCAUGAGUAAUUGCUACAAACUUACGUAAAGGAGAAAGGCCGAAAACUGUCCAUUCUG